This is a messenger RNA of Sclerotinia borealis F-4128, 645 nucleotides long. Lineage: Eukaryota; Fungi; Ascomycota; Leotiomycetes; Helotiales; Sclerotiniaceae. The record is from the annotation of a GenBank genome assembly.
AUGCUCACUAAAAUCCUAUACCUCCCCCUCUCAACCCUAACACACACCCUCAUCCACCUCCUCGCCAUCCUCCUCUUCAUCGCCCUCAUCAUCGUAACCUACCUCCUUUACACCAUCCGUUUCCUCUCCAACCUCACCGGUCUCACAUCCCUCCUCUACUACCUCGGGAACCAAUUUCCUACGAUCCUCAAGAAAAAAGUUUCGAUAGUCUACGAAGAACGUCGAGAACUACGACGAAAAUAUGCCGAAGCCCGAACCGAAAGAUUACGCGAAAGAAAUGAAGUUGGCGAAAAAGAAAAAUUACAAAUGCGCGAAGCGAUGCGAAGGGUAGCGUGGAAGAGGGGGGUGGGAAAGAUGGAUUAUGGAACUGACAUGUCGGAAGAUGUAAAAUCUAAAUCACAAGGUGAAGCUGAGAAAGAUACGGAUGCAAAGAUUGAAGAAUGGAUCGAAGACGAAGUCUUGAUACAAGAUCCCAAGGAACUACAAGAAGAACUUGAGAAAUUAGAAAGGAGAGCGGAUAUUGGGAAGAAGGCAGGAUAUUGGGAUGAGGAACAAGCAAGAGCAAGAGAGGCGGCGAGAAUUUUGUUGAGGAAUGGGGAGGUGGAGGAAUUUCCUAGGUUUGAGGAUAUGGAUACUAGGGAGUGA